AGGCCUAGCUCCGGGGCUGCGGCGGCUGAGGCGCGGGGAUGGAGCCCCUGCGGGUGCUGGAGCUAUACAGCGGCGUGGGCGGCAUGCACCACGCGCUGAGAGAAAGCUGUAUACCUGCACAAGUGGUGGCUGCCAUUGAUGUCAACACUGUCGCUAAUGAAGUAUACAAGUAUAAUUUUCCUCACACACAGUUACUUGCCAAGACGAUUGAAAAAAGGAGCAACACAGCACAGUUUUCAGCUACUUAGCCCAUUAGGAAUUCUUUUGAUGCAUCUUGUCAACAGUCAUUUGAAGUUCAUUGCACACAACUGCAAAACAAAAUAAUUGUGGAUAUCUGAGAAUGAGGCCCUUUUCCAUUUGAUAAUAUAUUAACAGAUGUAUAUGAAAGGGAUGGUGACUGGUCUGCAUAUCACAUUUGCUAAAUAAAGAACAUUAUUGACAGGGCAUUACACUCGAAGAGUUUGACAGAUUAUCUUUUGAUAUGAUUUUAAUGAGCCCUCCCUGCCAGCCAUUCACAAGGAUUGGCCGGCAGGGUGAUAUGACUGAUUCAAGGACGAAUAGCUUCUUACAUAUUCUAGAUAUUCUCCCAAGAUUACAAAAAUUACCAAAGUAUAUUCUUUUGGAAAAUGUUAAAGGUUUUGAAGUAUCUUCUACAAGAGACCUCUUGAUACAAACAAUAGAAAAUUGUGGCUUUCAGUACCAAGAGUUUCUAUUAUCUCCAACCUCUCUUGGCAUUCCAAAUUCAAGGCUACGAUAUUUUCUUAUUGCAAAGCUUCAGUCAGAGCCAUUACCCUUUCAAGCCCCUGGUCAGGUACUGAUGGAGUUCCCCAAAAUUGAAUCUGUACAUCCACAAAAAUAUGCAAUGGAUGUAGAAAAUAAAAUUCAAGAAAAGAACGUUGAACCAAAUAUUAGCUUUGAUGGCAGCAUACAGUGUUCUGGAAAAGAUGCCAUUCUUUUUAAGCUUGAAACUGCAGAAGAAAUUCACAGGAAAAAUCAACAAGAUAGUGAUCUCUCUGUGAAAAUGCUAAAAGAUUUUCUUGAAGAUGACACUGACGUGAACCAGUAUCUUUUACCACCAAAGUCAUUGCUGCGAUAUGCUCUUCUGUUAGACAUUGUUCAGCCCACUUGUAGAAGGUCCGUGUGCUUUACCAAAGGAUAUGGAAGCUACAUAGAAGGGACAGGGUCUGUGUUACAGACUGCAGAGGAUGUGCAGGUUGAGAAUAUCUACAAAUCCCUUACCAAUUUGUCACAAGAAGAACAGAUAACAAAGCUGUUAAUACUUAAACUGCGAUAUUUCACUCCUAAAGAAAUAGCAAAUCUCCUUGGAUUUCCUCCAGAGUUCGGAUUUCCUGAGAAGAUAACAGUGAAACAGCGUUAUCGCCUACUUGGAAAUAGUCUCAACGUGCAUGUAGUAGCUAAACUAAUCAAAAUCUUAUAUGAAUAAUUUUGAAAUAACUCUGAAAGAUGGUCAUAUGAUAUUCCUUCAUUUUCAGAGAGUAAUUCUGAAAUUCUGUUUUGAACUAAUUCUGGUGAAAUUUAACUAAAUUAUUUUAAUCUGUCCUUAUUAAGAAAUUUGGAUUUUAUUAAAAAAAUCCAUGUGUUUCAUCAAAUUUAUAUUACUGUAUUUUAUAAAAUACGAACUAUUGUUAUGCUUUAUGGAGAGUAUAUUUUCAUAUGAAACUGAUAAAUAUAUAUGUGGAAUAUUCUUUUUAAAAACAAUUUUAUAAACAAAUCAAGGAGCACUAGAGCUUUAGUGUCUACAUGAGUAUCUUGUGAAGUGUCAUAACAGGCAUAACAUAUUUUUAUGUUAAUUAAAGAAGUUUUUUAUUUCUAAUUUUAAAAUAAUGAUUCUAAUUCUAGCCCAUUGAAUGUUUUACUUAAUUUCCAAUCCUGUAAAUAUUUCUUUAUUUCAUCUAAACAAAUGCAUAUGAUAUGUAAACCAAAUUAUCAUCAUUCAGUUUAUACAGCAGACUGAAGAAUAUGUCAGGAAAAAUAAUCCUAAAUGUUUGAUUACCUCUCCAUGAAGCGGCCACAGAAACUGUUGGUGCACAUUAUCUACAUUUUCCUCAGCCUCUAUCUGAAGGACAAAACUCAUUUUUCCUUCUUCAUUUUGUAUGUACUUUCCUUUAGUUGACUAUUAUCAAAGCUUGUUUUUGUCUUCUCAGCUUCUGAGUUGAAUUUGCCUUUGCACGCUGAGGAAUGUAGCAUGACGUUAAGAUUUCAGGGAGGAAGCUGCCCUCUGAUCCCAUGUCAUAUGACAGUACUCCCCUCCCCCCAGUUGUUCUUUAUUGUAGCAACAUACACUCUCAAUGAACUUUUAUGACUUUUAACUUUCUCUGUCUCUCUUCCUCAGCAGACCUCUUGGAAUUAGGGUUUCUAAUCAAACUAAGUCUUGCAUCAUAAAUUCUAUGGUUUGUGAUAAAAGCAAGUGACAAAGAGAAGAGAGAUGAAAAGAAACAAGUCCAGAAAUCAUAUUACAAGAUUUUAAUUCAAAUUUUUCUUCUUAAAAAUCAGCUAUUUAGAGGUGGAUAAAUUGGAAGUUUGUGCAUUGCUUGUGGGAACGUAAAAUGGUUCAGCUGCUGUUGGAAAACGCUAUGGAGGUUCGUCACAAAAUUCAACAUAGAAUUACCCUAUGAUUCAGCGAUUCCACCUCUGGCUAUAGAUCCAAAAGAAUUGAAAGCAGGGACUUGAACAGAUAUUUGUACACCAGCGUUUAUAACACCAUUAUUUACAGUAGCCAAAAGGUAGAAGCAGCCCAAGUGUCAUCCCAUUCACCCAUGAAUGGAUGCAGGAAUUGUGUUCCGUGCAUGCAGUGGAAUAGUACCAGCCUUCCGCAGGAAGGAAAUUCUGACAUAUGCGGUGACAUGGAUGAACCUUGAGUACAUUAUGCGAAGUGAAAUAAGCCACCCUGUGGGGAUGGAGAAUGGGUAGUUAGUGCAUAAUGGAUACAAAGUUUCUGAUUGGGGUGAUGAGAAAGUUCUGGAGGUGGAUGGGGAGGAUGGUUGCACAACAGUGUGAGUGUACUUAAUGCCACUGCAACUGUAUAUUUAAAAAUAGUUAAAAUGAUAAAUUUUACAUUAUGUAUAUUUUACUGCAAUUGAAAAAAUCAUACUCUAUUACCAAUUUUUCAGAACUCAUAGAUAAAUAUGAAUGUAGGGAAGCUGUAAGCCAGCCCAUAUACAGAAACUAUCACUAUCUACAUUUUUCAUAUGUGUUCAGACAGAGCCUAUUACAAGUCUCAUAAAUUUCAGUAAACAAUCACAAAUUAUUUUGGCACACUUUCAUGUAGGUUCUGUUCACUGCUGAAAUAUUCUAAAUAAAAUGGUUUAGAGUUUUACUGUAACUAUGAAUAAUUAUGCUAUAAUUAUAGUAUCCCACAUUCGGUUGAGCAACAUUAUACAAAAUAAGUGUCGAGUUACUGUGCACCAACUAUAAAUACUUGAAAGGUCUGUAGAGACAUUUGCUUACAAACUGGUAGACAGAAUGUAGCUUAGUGGAAUUCUUAAAUUAUGGGAAUGUAUUCACAGGAAGACGGUGAUUCUUGCCCUUAAUUCAUAAUUGAAAAUAUGCAGUAACAAGCAUAAAACUCACAUCUUAAUGAAGAUGUAUCUACCAGUGUCAUUCAAUUAGCAGAUGUAUAUGUAUGCAUAAUUAAUUUGGAAAAUGUUAUUUUAUGGAAUGUCUGCUAUAUGCUUUUGGUAAUAAUGCUGUAUAUAAAAUUUGCACUGGAAAUUCUGUUUCCUGAUAUUUGGACUUGUACAUUUAUUCAGAUGUUGGAAAACAUAGCUUCUCAUUUUCAGGAGAACUAUGUGUAAUUCAGUCUUCACCAUACCUUACAGUAAACCGAUUUUUCGUUCUCCUUUUCCCAUCAUCCCUGCUCUUUUAAACGGCUUGCCAGAUAAUUGUAAGGUAUUUAUUACCCUGCUUCAUAUUUUUAGUAUGUCUUCAGGAUCCAAAACUAAUUCUAAGAGAUGACCAAAUCAAUUAAUGUAAACAAAAUGAGUCAUAGUUGGAAAAUGAUUUCGAAGAGGUGGGUAGUCAUUGUAGGAGGGGUCAGAGCCUGACAAUCCUCAGUGGCAGGCAAGAAAGAGGAAUGAUGGCAUCACCUUCACAGAGGACCCUGGCCAUGGUGUUCUGUCUGUGAAAUCAGACCUUCACCAUGGGCACUGCCCUAUGUCUGGAAAGAUGAGAAAAUACCUCCAACCUUCAGCCAACUUAUUCUUCCUCAAAAAGGAGAGCCUUCUAAAGAGGCAAAAACAGUAGUUGAAAUUGUGAACAGUGAGGGUCCACCCAGCACUUUUUUAGAAAUUUGAGGGUAAACUGUUGCUUGAAAUUAUCCAACUUUUCAAAGAGGUAAAGUUAUUUAGUAGAGAGGCUUUUAAGUUGCCCUGAAAGGCUGUAUUGCUACCAUGUGGGAUGUAAAAUUGGAUGGGGUUAGAGAUGAGUGCAGGCAAUUCAACGCAUUGGUAGGGGUGGAAGUUCUCAGCAGAAAUCACCAUCUGGGUUUUUGCUCCCAUCUCAACCUAGUUGAGGUCUAGAGUGAUUAAGCUGGAGACUUCUGAGGAGAGAGAAAUGAACUAAAGAUAAAUACAACUGAUUUAAUUUUAGCCAUAGCAGAACAGAACAAAGAAGCAACCACAUUUCAUCUAAUAUCAAGCACCUACUAAAGGAUGCAUUCUGCAGGCCAGCUGCAUCUGCAUCCAAACCAAAGUCACUCUGGUUGCUCUUUUGCUUUGAUAACUUAAGAGUUUAGAAACAAGCGGUUUCUAAAAAAGCCAAGAUAACACAAUAAGGACCAAAUUUUAAUCCCACAUAGACAAAGAGAUUAAAGUGGGUUUUCCUGAAUUGCUUAUGUUAUGAACAGGUUACCUUGUCAUAAUUUGGCCUUCGGCUUGGGAUUCUAACUGUUUUAGGCCACCAGUUAUGACACUGACUUACUAAUAGCUUUGGACUUUGAAACUGUGUGAGGGUCAUAUAGCCUCAGCAGUUUUCUUGUAGCCUGUGAUUGCAUUGAGAUUAUAUAAUUUUUAAAGACAUGGCCUUUGGACCUCUGUCUACUAGUUAAUCUCUUCCAUCUACCAUUCAAAUGUGCUAUAUACAACUAUCAUAUCAGCUUCUUAGCAAGCACUUUUCUGGACCUCUGUCACACCCACCAAGAUGUCUAGUUAUGCCUUUCAUUUGAGAGUUUCCCUUUGCUGUUUUUUUUGUUUUGUUUUGUUUUGUUUUGUUUUGUUUUUGAGACUGAGUCUCGCUCUGUUGCCUAGGCUGGAGUGCAGUGGCGUGAUCUCGGCUCACUGCAAUCUCCCCCUCCUGGGUUAAAGUGAUUUUCCUGCCUCAGCCUCCCUAGUAGCUGGGAUUACAGGCGCAUGCCACCACACCUAGCUAAUUUUUGUAUUAGUAGAGAUCGGGUUUCACCAUGUUGGCCAGGCUGGUCUCGAACACCUGACCUCAAGUUAAUCCACCCACCUUGGCUUCCCUAAGUGCUGGGUUUUACAGGCAUGAGCCACCACGCCCAGCCUCCCUUUGCAUGUUUUUUAAAAAGGCAUUAAGCAUCUUGCACAUGUUCUUUAGUUUCAGUUUGCAUGAGUCAACCUGUGUGCAUCAUUUUCCCUUUCACUAUUUCUUGUCUUUGCUGGUGAAAUUUUAAAGCUUCAGUUUAAAAAAAAAAAGAAAAAGUAUUUUUUGUUGUUGUUGUUUCUAGCUUCCGUUUCUCUCUUUAGGCUGUCUAGGAACAUUUUAAGGUACUCAUGCUCUUCAAAAUCUUACACAAUCAAGAUCCAAACUCCAUCACCAUUCAUGUCUUAGCUUGUGAAUUUAUUUCUUUUUAAAUAUAUUUGUUCAAGAAAUAUGAGCAUGUACAAUGAGCUGUUUUGGCUUUGUAUUCCCCAAGUUCUCAUAUACAUUGGCUUUAUAUUUACCAUAGAUUCUGAGUCUUACUUUCAGCCACAUCCAGCACUUACUGAAGUCUCCCUCAAGUACACCACACUUGACUCCUAAAGCUUCCAAAAUCUCAUUUUUCCUAUAAAUAUGAGACCGGAAAUUUUCACAAAAAUUACAAGAUAGGAACUGAGUUCUCCCAUAGAACUCUUUUCUGAAUAAGCCUAGGGUUUUUUCAUUUCUUUGCUUGUACCUAGCAUGGCUUCAGUGUUUACUUCAAAUAUUUGCUCUGUAUUUUGUUUGCAUUUUGAUUUCUAUUUUUAUCAGGACAGAUUGAAAUUAUAAGAGUGUACAUAGAGAACAUGUUUGUUUAGCUAAAUUAGCUCUAUAAUCAGAUGAGAUCACCUAGAGGGUCAGAGGAUGAGAGUGAAAGAGAGAAAGAGAAAAAGAAGAGCAGAGGCUUGGAGCUGACUUAUCUGAAGGUUCCGUCCUCAGGUCUCUUUCUACCCUUCACUUUUCAUGCCAUUUUUCUUAGAGAUUCUCACCCUUUCCUACAACUUCAGCCAUUUUGCCGAUGACACCCAGAUGACUCUAAAUCUGCUGUUUUCCUAAGUCCUAUUCUAGAAUCUUCAUGCUGGGACAUUUUUAACUUGGAUAUCUUGCUAUUCAAGUUGUAUCGGAUUUGCAUCAAAUUUAGCAUGCUUGCAACCUAAGCACACUCCAUUCUAUAGUCAGUUCCACUCUUGACUUUAAUAUUUAUGGUACGGUUAGUCUCCACAUCUUCCAAGUUCAAGCUUCAUAACCAAAGAUCAUCUUCACCUUCCUUCUCACUCUGCAUUCCAUUGGUCAGCUUCUGUUAAAAUGGCCUUCCUAAGGCAGGCCUCUGAACGAUCAUUUAUUUUUAGGAAAACUUAUAAAAAGUCACUGAGAUUUAAAAACACCCACACAUAUAUUUGCAAUCAUAUUUGUGUGCUUGGUUAAACAUGUCAACAUUUAACAGAUUUGAGCCUUCUAAAUUUAAUCCAGCAUGAAUGUCGUUUUUACUAAAAUAUUUGCUAUUUUACUCACUUAGCUGGUUCCUUACACAAGUCCAGUUAAAUUUCACAUGUGAAAAAAAUGACUGAAAACACUGAAUGGAAUGUGAUACUCCUUGUGUAGUAGAAAUGAGUUGACUUUCAUAUUUAAGAGCUGAUCCUAUGAAUGAGUAGACAAUAAGCUGAAUAGCUGUUACGAUCUGAGUUUUAAAAAUGGAAAAUGUUUCAUGUUUUAGAGAAUGUAAACUUCCACAAGGGCAGAGAUUGUUAAUACGUUGUCCCCCCAGUGACUUAAAACAGUACUGGCACAUAGUAAGCACUCAAUAAAUAGUUGUUGAAUGAGUGAAUGUAGGAACCAUACUGGAAUCAAUAUUGAAGCUACAUAGAAAGCACCACACUGUGGAGUUCAAACAAUGUCUUUAAGUUGUUCUCUUGAAAACUAUUUAAUUUGUCUGUUACUGCCACUUCUUCCAUGCCCAGAGGAACAGCCAAAGUUACUCAAGUCUGGAACACAUGAUUUAAAAAAUAAUUCUGGGAUAGGCUUUUGGCUUUUGGAAAGUAGCGCAAAUAAAACUUUUUAAAAUACUGUAUUCUGACUUCUGGUCUUGACAAGAGAGUGUAGAUUUAUUUCUCCCUGCUCCUCCCUGAAAAGUGUAAUUAUAAACUCUGGGUAAGUAUAAUUAUAAAAUAAUGCAAGAGGAAUCAGAAGGAGAAUUCUGAAAGGUGGGACCAGGAAGACACACUGCGGAGGGACCCCAAGACUAGAGGAACAACAUGGUUCCAAGACAUCUGACCCCUCACCCAACAGAGGAAGGUUACCCAGGCUUGAUGUUUCCCGACCUACAACCACACAAUAGAAGACAGCCCAGAGAGGCUCGUUCCUACAGAAGAGGGAACUGAAGUCUGGUCGGUAAUACCAGAUGAGUCUGGCUCUACCAGCACGGGGGUAUAUCAGGAAUCCCACUGACAAACAUCCAGACCUGAGACUUGUCUUUUGUGCUGAGAGAUGAGCAUCCAGGGGCCUCUGGCAAAAAGCAUCUAACCCAGGAAGAUUUUUUAUUACCCUGAGCCUGAGACUCCCUUCUCCCAGAGAUACCAUGGGACCUGGCUUGGGAGAAAAUCCUUCUUUCCCUAAAGUAGCAUCAUGAAGGACCAUUCGGGAACCCCAGCAGCACCAGAUAAACCAAGCAGACCAAAAUAACACUGCAAAGGCUUUAAAAACUAAAUUACCACUGGACUCAUAGCCCACAAAAACUAAGCCAGGGCUUGCAUGCUAAACACAAAUGGAGUGACUGCCUACUAAAAAUAAAAGAUUAAAAUAAUAGACAAAAGGUUCAGGAUACGAUGUAAAAUAGCCUGUCAUACCAAGAACCAGAAAAAUCACAACUUGAAUAAGAAAUGACAGUCAACAGAUGACAACACUGAGACAAAUCAGAUGUUGGAAUUACUUGACAAGGAUUUUAAGCAACUCUCAUAAAAAUGCUUCAACAGGUAAUUACAAGUUGUCUUGCCACAAAAAAUAGAAAAGCUCAGCAAAGAAAUAGAAGUUAACAAAAGAACCAUUAUGGUAGGUGCACUAUAUGCCAAUUUUUAAGAAUAGAAAUAAAUGGCAGUUAUGUAACUGAAAAAUAACCAAAAUAGAAAACAUUCUGUGGUAACAGAUAAUUUGAUUAGAUCCUGGACAUUUUGUCUGUUACAUUAACUUUAUUUUCAGAAAUUUAAUUAUGAUGUGUCUUGGCAUGAAUUUCUUUCAAAGUGGCAGAUAUUUCAAAGUGAAUGUAAUAUCCUGUUUGGUGUUCAUUCACCUUCUUGAAUCUGUACAUUUAUAUCUUUUGCUAAACUUGAGAUCAGUAGUAGAGAGGAAAUGACAGAAGAUAGAAAUCAGUGAACCUAAGGACGGAUCAGUAGAAUUUACCUGAUCUAAAUGAUAGGGCAAAGAUAGGCUGACAAAAAAAAUUAACAGAGCCUUGGGGACCUGUGGGACAAUAACAGAAGAACCAACAUUUAUAUGUUUGGGGUGCCAGAAGUAGAGGGGAAAAAAAUGGAGCUGAAAGAGCAUUUAAAUAAUGGCUGGAAACAUCCCAAAUUUGGCAAAACCUUAAAAGCAGCUGGAGGCUGGGCGCGGUGGCUGACACCUGUAAUCCCAGCACUUUAGGAGGCGAAGGGGGGCAGAUCAUAAGGUCAGGAGAUAGAGACCAUCCUUUCCAACAUGGUGAAACCCCGUCUCUACUAAAAUCAAAAAAAUUAGCCGGGCAUGGUGGUGCAUGCCUGUAGUCCCAGCUACUCGGGAGGCUGAGGCAGGGGAAUGGCUUGAACCCAGGAGCGGAGACUGCAGUGAGCUGAGAUCGUGCCACUGCACUCCAGCCUGGUGACAGAGUGAGACUCCGUCUCAAAAAAAUAAAUAAAUAAAUAAAAGCAGCUGGAGAAAAAUGACACGUUGCCAUGGGGCGGGGGACACAAUUUGGAUGACAGUAGAUGUCUCAUCCAAAACCAUGAGGACCAGAAGGAGGUGGCAUUGUCAACUAUGAAUUCUAUAUCUAGCCAAACUAUCCUUCAAGAGAUCUCUGUUUUAUCUAUAUAUGUAUCGAUACACAUAUACCUCUAUGCAGCUCUUUACAAUUAUUAGGGCGAGCAGGUAGUUAACAUGGAAUUAGGCUUAUCUGAUAUGUGAAAUAAUCAAAGAUGAAAGGAAGACACCUAACGUAUAGCUAAUGAUUAUAACUGUGAAAUUAUUCAUCUAAAAAUAGAUUGGAAUAAAAUAAUGAUAGCAGUUAUGUUAGAGUAAUAGCAUUUUAAUUUUUCUUGUUUAUAUUUUUCAAUUGAAUGUGAUCUUUUUUGUUGUUUUUGUUUUCAUCAAUGUGGCAUAAUAUUAGUUUUAUCAUUUAAAAUGUUCUUUCUUUCAAAACACUCAGUUUCAAGUCUUUACUGUAGAGUCUGUUCAUUGUAAGCUUGUAAGUUGCUACCUCAUUUGCAUCUUGAUGCUAUGUAAUAUAAUCCCCUCCCCUGCUGACUUUUUUCCUCCAGAGCAGAAGCUACAUCUUGCCCAUUUGUGUAUCCUCAGUACCUUUCUCAGAUGCUGACAGAUAGUGGGUACCUAAUAAAUAAUUGUCCAAUUAACUGACUUAGAUAUGAGUAUGCUGAGUAUGGUAAUAGAAUUGUAGGUUCUUUCAUGGCUUGGGGGAUUGUUUGAAUAAUUCUGUCAGCCAAAAAGAAAAGAAGUGCUGGGCAUGGUGCCUCACACCUGUAAUCCCAGCACUUUGGGAGGUCGAAGUGAACGGACCAUGAGGUCAGGAGUUCAAGACCAGCCUGGCCAUGAUAAAACCCUAUCUCUACUAAAGGUACAAAAAAAAAAAAAAAAUAGCUGGAUGUGGUGGCAUGUGCCUGUAAUCUCAGCUAUUCAGGAGGCUGAGGCAGGAGACUCACUGGAACCUGGGAGGCGGAGGUUGCAGUGAGCCGAGGUCGUGCCAUUGCAUCAUUCCAGCCUGGGUGACAGGGCAAGACUCUGUCUCAAAAAAAAAAAAAAAAAAAAAAAAAAGCACACUAGAUGUUACUGGAAGAAUAUUUAAUGCCAAAAUUGUGUAUAACUCCUAGGGUAUUGUUUAUGUCUCUUCUAAACAUAGUCUAGGAAUUGUUGACAAAGCUUGAUUUAGCAGUACUUCCGUAACAAAUAUGGUCCAAGUCACUAUAAAGAAAGCAUACAAAGGUGUUGUUUUUUAUAGAUCUUAGAAUAACGGCAUUGAAAAAGACAGAAGUGAGGUCAUCUCAUCCUUUCUGCCAUUGAUGACAACACCUUAAAUCUUCCCACAGAUCUAUGUGGCACUUCAAUUAACAAAUCCCCUGGGAAUGAUGCCCCUUUGUAAGGCAUCAGCCUUGUUAAAUCACUCCUCUAACCGUAAAUCACAUCCGUAAUGCAAAGCUUCCUCUCACAAGAUAAAGAUGCCUGUGUGUACUGCUUCUGCGUCUAUCUUCCCAAUUAAAGGUACAAGAGGCAGAGUCUGAAGAGUGCCAGGUAUCCCCAAACUUUGUUUUCUUUUUCUUUUUUUUCAUUUUCCUUCCCAGAAGAGAACCAAACUGUUUUUUUCUUCCCCCCAUCGGUGGUGACAUCCUCACCUCUCUUGCUCUCCUCCCCUAAUAGAACACAAAAUAUCAUCACAAAGAUGUACUUUCCCCUUUUCCUAAGAUCAGAUCCAAUAUAAGUUGUUUGCAGUUAUUUACCACCUACAUUUCUUCUGUCAUUCAUGCUGAAGUCUGAGUGCAAUCAGACAUUUUCCUUUGAUUAUCGUAUGAAUGGUGUCUAAAUAUUUAACUUCACCGCCUUGUUUGGGGAAUUUUAGGGGUCACCAAGUAGAAAACUCAUUUUGUCCUUUUUAGGUUGAUUUGGAACAGGAUGGCAGGAGGGUUCACCUAUGGUAAACUCCGCUUCAUUGCUUCACACCUUGGAAACCAAGCUUGGAUUAAUCCAAUGGAGCUGCUGAAGUCCCCAUUCCGGGAGCUGUUGGAGGUAGAGAAAGCUCUGUUGAUUUUUUUACUAGCUUUUGGAGCCUUUAAUCCUAGCAAUUAGUAUCUCCUCUGCUAUGGCUGAUCCUUAUAAUGAUGCGAGACCCUCCAGUGCAUAUUUUAUGUUUUCUGUAACAUUUGCUUGAGUUACAAUUAGGAAGCUGUGUGUGCACACGUGUGUAUACAUGUGCCACGAACACCCCUGUGCUCCUCCUCCAAAGCCCUAUUCCCCUAUUGCGUUUGUCCCUCUGGAUUUGAAUUUCGUUAUUUUUUUCUCAUUGUUUAUGAAGGGAUUAUAUUACUUAAAAAAAAAAACUUGAAAAAAGUGGAAAAGUUCUCCAAACUCUCAACAAUCUGCUUUCUCAGGAAAAGCUCUGCCAAACCUCAGCAAUUUAAAUGUUAAUGAUUAACUCAUAAUUCUUUUUCAUUCUACUCAAAGAUAAUUGUAGUCAUUGUAAUAAUGAGCAUGGAGAACAAAUGUCUGCUUUAUGUGCCUUGAGCCAAGACCACACUGCUUUCAAAAAGAUCAGUUCAUCACAGUAGUAGACUUGGUAAUUUCCUACAUGGUAAUGCACUUCCCAUGAAAUGAGCAAAAGAAUAGUUUUAAAUGUACCUUGAUUUCCAUCAUUAUUUUAUGUAAUCCUUCAUGGAAAAUGAAAGAAUUGGAACAAUGUUAUAUUGCCCUGAAAUUUUGCAGAAAAUCACAAAACUGACAUAUGUAAAUGUAUCUUUUAAGCAAUGUUACGUCCCUGAAAAAGAGAAUGAAUUAAGUGUCAUGAAGGUUAAAAGAUCGUUAUAUUCACAAAUGUUUCCAUUAAUGACUAAAAACCAGAUUAAUUCUACAGUGUUCUGUUUUAAACUGAUAUGAAAAUGAAAAGGGACUAAAAAAAGCACAAAAGCCAGAUUGAAGCUAUAACAUGUAAUGGGAGCUAGCAUUAGGGGUGUGAGAAUCUUGCCAAUUUGUCCAUCCUCCAACGCACCUCUGCAUCUCAACCCUCUCCUCAUUUUUAUGACUCCCACAUUGAUCCAGUCCUCCAGAUAAAUUCAGCUGGCCUAGCAGAAAUAUCACAUAAGGAUUAUUGCACUCAAGAUAAAAGAACAUCCCCCUAUUAAAAAGAUUAAAUCAACAUUCUUUAACCUGCCACUUAAGGCCUUCUGUCGAUGUCUCUUCCUUUACCCAGCCACUUUCCUUCAAGGUCACCCUGCUGGACAAGUGGAACAACCUUUUUUUUUUUUUCUUUUUUUUUUGGCAGAGUUUCGCUCUGUCACCCAGGCUGGAGUGCAGUGGCUCUCGGCUUGCUGCAACCUCCACCUCCUGGGUUCAAGCGAUUCUCCUGCCUCAGCCUCGCCUCCUGAGUAGCUGGGACUACAGGUGUGUGCCACCAUGCCCGGCUAAUUUUUUUGUAUUUUUAGUAGAGACAGGGUUUCACCAUUUUGGCUGGUCUCAAAUUCCUGACCUCAAAUGAUCAGCCCGCCUUGGCCUCCCAAAGUGCUGGGAUUACAGGUACGAGGCACUGAGCCCGGCCAGUGGAACCACUUUCUAUAGUGUGCCCAUACUGGGCCUUGGACAUCUUUCCUAGUUUGGUACCUGCUGUUUACUUAACAGCAUGCUACUGUGUAUCUGUGCCAUCUUGUCACACUUGUCUUUGUAAUGUUGCCUAACUCUGGCUCUCCAGAUUUGUACAUUACGACUUUAUUGUAAAUCAGAGAAGGUCAAUAAAUUUACUUCUUUCAAAUUUC
Molecule: messenger RNA, 13148 nt
Organism: Homo sapiens (human)
Lineage: Eukaryota; Metazoa; Chordata; Mammalia; Primates; Hominidae
Gene: TRDMT1
Product: tRNA aspartic acid methyltransferase 1
Exons: 12
Coding region: 482-1444 (320 amino acids)
Biological process (GO): tRNA stabilization
Cellular component (GO): cytoplasm
Molecular function (GO): methyltransferase activity; tRNA methyltransferase activity; tRNA (cytidine-N5)-methyltransferase activity
Source: RefSeq, marked reviewed